Paramecium primaurelia is the source of this 1556-nucleotide messenger RNA. The record is from the annotation of a GenBank genome assembly. NCBI's taxonomy places the organism in Eukaryota, Ciliophora, Oligohymenophorea, Peniculida, Parameciidae.
AUGGUAAAACUUUAAAACAAAUCAAAUAGGAAAUCUAAAAAAGCUCUCUAACUUAAAAAACUCUCUGAAUAAGUACCUUAAUAAAAAUAUUAAAAAUAUUAAUAAGAGGAACUAUUGUUAUUUGAGAAUGAUAAUUAAAAUGAAAGUGAUUAAUCUGUCAAAUAAGAGUAAUAAAAUUCUAAAAAAGAAGAGGAUGAAAUUAUUAAUUAACCUUUGACAUAAGAGGAAGAUUCAGCAUAAUGGGUUGAUGAAUUUGAUGAAAAAAUAUAAGUGGAUUUGAGUAAAUAAACAAAAUUGAGAAAACUUAUAAAAAAUGGAUAAAAUUUAGUUACAGGAAAGGAAUAUUAAAGAAAAUUGAGAGAAUUUUAUAAAAAUUCAUAAUAAAAUAAUGAAUUCUUAAGUUGGGCAUAAUCUAAAUAACAAAUUAAAUAAGAAAAAGAUAAAUUUGAUUAAAAUCAAUUGAAUGCAAAUUUAAAAGAAUUAUUAUCAUAGAAUAUAUAAAAUUAAACAAUUAAAAGUAGUUUACUUCCAAAUAGAAUUAUUUAAAUUGAAUAAGCUGGAAUUAUUAAAGCUAAAAUAAACACUGUUAUUUAAUCAAUCAGUUUUCAUAAGAAAUUACCAAUAUUUGCAGAAGGAGGAUUUGAUAAAUUAGUUAGGAUUUAUUAAUUCAAUCCAAAUAAAUAGAUUCAAGUAUAAUAAUAUUUCUAUUUAUUUAGCUUAUCAAAUCAAUAGGAUUAGAGAAAUUUCCAAUAUGUAAAUUAUAAUUUAUGAAUGAAAAUAAUAAUAUAAUAGUUGCAUCCCCAUUUAAAACAUAUCUGAUUGAAGUAGAUAUUAAUACUUAAAAGUAUAAAAGAAUACAAUCUACUUUAUUUGCUAAACAUUUUAAUUAAUCUGGGAAAUAUAAUAGAUAAAUAGAAUUUGCAAUUAGUGAAGAUGAUAAAUAUAUUGCAUUAUUUAAUGAAUCUGGUUAUAUACACAUAUUAAGUGGGGAUAGUAAAAUACUUUUAAAUGAAUUCAAAUAAAAUGAAGCAUGUAAGGCAGUAACAUUUGCUGAUGAAUUUUUAAUAUCUGCAGGUUAAGGUGGUAAAAUCUAUUAAUGGUCUUUGUAAAAAUAAUAAAUAUAUAAUGUUUUUCAUAAUCCAGGUGGAUUUGAAGUGAAUUGUUUAGAUUUUAAAUAAGAUCUUUUAGCAGUUGGUAGUAGAACUGGUAUUGUAAAUAUAUUUAAAUUAAAUUCAUCAACAAAAUAAUUUAAUAAAGAACCUAUUAAAGAAAUAUAGAAUUUAACUACAAGUGUAAAUGAAGUUUAAUUUAAUAAAUUUUGUGAAAUUUUAUGUAUAAGUUCUAAAUGGAAGGAUUCAGCAAUAAAAUUAGUACAUGUUGAUACUUUUACUGUAUUUGAAAAUUGGCCAACAGUAACUACAUGUUUGAAAGUAUAAAUAUAAUAUAAGAUUUAAAAUUAGAAAAUCUCAGCUAUAGGAAUAAGUAAUGAUUCCAGAUUCUUGGUAAUAGGAAAUGAAGAUGGAGAAUUGAGAGCUUUUCGUUUGCUACAUUAUUGA